AUGGCUACGGCUAACAAUCAGGAAAUAAGAGAUAAGCUCGAAAUAAUGAAAGAAACGGUGGAUGAUGAAAAGAUUCUGCGUGAUUGGGAAACAUGGAUGCAAGAAAAAACAGCGAUUCUUGUUCGUCGUAAUGUACGUAGUACCAAUCUUAAUCUUCACAAAGAGAUAAACACGUUGUCACUAAACAAGGACGAAUCAUUGGCAAAAAAUAUCAACUUAGAUAUAAACGAAGAAGAUCAAGAAGAUCAGGAAGAGGAGGAUAUAAACGAAAUCGAAGAAUUUUUUAUAAGCAAGGGCAAUGACGACAAGGUUUAUAACGAUGGUAUCGGCGAUGACGACAGUGAUGAUAACUUCACAGAACGUAGAGAAGAAAAUCAGCUAACUACUCGUCGAUUGUGGGUUCUCAAAAGUGGUACCAACGUUGGAGACGAAUUAGCGAAAUAUGUUAAGACGAUUCCUGAGGCUCAUAAAUGUUUGAACUUCAAAAAAGACGUGAAGUUAGAUGAAUCUGAUAUACCGGAUGUGGUUGAAUAUUUUUUUGAUGAGGUGGAAAAAGUAACCAAAAAGAACGAUGAACAUAUCAUCAAUGUGAUUGAUGGUUUGACUCCAGAGGUGAUAGAAACAAAUAAAAAUGUCAAACUCACUGAUGAGGAAAAAGAUAUCUUUGCCGGAUUAAGACGUGCCGUCGUUACCUAUGCCGAAAAUUUGAAGAAUCUUGAAGUUCCCAUUUCAGAAGCUGACUUUGACAAUUCAUUUCCGAACAUGUUAGCAAAAAGAUUUUUAGACAAACGUGACCUCAAAAUGGACGUUGGGGAAAUUGCAUGCUGGGCUUCUGCCCGUCGCAGAAAUGAAGGACGCUCAAUAAUCCUCCGGGCACGCAUAGGUCAGAAGUGUGACUUUCGAGGCACAUUGAAAAGCUGUGUCAAUAACAUUGAAGCUAUCAUUGGUCUUCGAAGUGGUGGUCUUCCGGUUGCACACCGUAAAAAAAUUCAUGAGGAUCGGGUUGAUCUUGCCGUAGCCAUGCGUGAUGUUUUGUAUAACUUUUUCAAAACAAAUACCAAUGCACCUGGAGAUGACCUUCAUCGCACAUAUGUUCUCGGAAUUCAAUCAUGGGGGUGGAGCUAUGAAAUUUAUGAUAUGGACUGUAAGGCUACGAACGUAUUGCGCUUAAGAAGGCUUUCUCAGAAUAAGAUGCCCAAUACCCUAAAAAAAUUUGCAUUACUUGAGGGUUUUUAUGCAACUAUGUCUGACGUCAAGUCUACGUUGAAGACAAUUUGUGAUCACACAAAUAAUGUCUCGCUUUCCGAUUCACGUUUACAUAGGGAACGCAAAAGGAAAAUUCCAGUUCAAAACAAGUCAUUUGGGUCGUUCGGUACACCUUCACCAAGCCCUCAAAAGAAAGGAAACACCAAAUCCGAACUAGAUUUAUUGAAACAAGAAAAUGCUACUAGAAUUAAUGAAUUGGAACAGAUCGCGAAAGAAAAAGAUGAACUUGAGGUUAGAAUUGUGGAAUUAGAACAGACUAUAAAGUUAAGUCAAACAGAAAAUGCCGAGCUCAAUAAUGAAAUUGCAAAAUUAAAACGCGCUGUUAAGAAUAUUGAAAAUCAAAUUCGAAUGGAUACUAAUGAUUUAGCCCCACAAGGACUGCUUUCGCAGAAAUCUCCGGAAUACUCCACUCCAUUAUCUAAUAAGAGUUGCUCAAAUGGUGAAAAUGCGCAGAUUAAAAAUUCUUCAACUCACCACGAAGCGGAUCAAUCCAUGACUAGCACUGACUUAGAUCAAGACUUAUCUUUAGUUAAUCAGGAUACUUCAACGGAAUCUGAAAAGACAAUAACAUCAUCAUUAAGUGAUGCAAAAUCCGUGACAGAAUGUCACGAUCUUAACAAUUCUGACUCUUCCUCCGAAAUACUUGAAUCAGACAAUCAAAUCGUAGAAGGUUUAAUACAAGAGAUAACCUAUGAUCAAGCAGAAAAUAUUGUUUCUUCCGAAAUCAAUCCUUUAUAUUCAAAUAAUGAUGAGGAUAUGGCUCCGGGUUCUGUGCAAAGUUUAUCUGACUUAUUUGAUAAAGCAAUUAAAUCGGAUCAAAAACAAAUUUUAAAUUGGUAUUAUUAUUCUCUAGAAUUCGAAAAUAAGAUUAAUGUAGAGGUAAGUGAUCUACUAAUCUCCAAUUCUUCCGAUUCGAAAGUUUUCAAUGUUAGUGUGCCGCCUAUCUCUAAACCCAAGGAGGAUUUACCGGAAGCCAAGACCUUAUCUGAAAAACAACCCAUACCCAUGCUUAUUUUCGUGACAAAACAUUGGAGCAAUAUCCCGAUAUAUUUUAUGAAUAUAGUAAUGAAGUUGGAUCAUGAGGAUGGGGAAGGUGUAGAGGGCAAUUACAAAACUGGAUCCUACUAUAUCAAGUGUGAAGCAUCCGAAAUUGAUAUGAUCCAGUGCAUUGACCGUGCUAGCUCUGCUGAUGCUGAAAUAAUUGUAUGA
Molecule: messenger RNA, 2475 nt
Organism: Acaulospora colombiana
Lineage: Eukaryota; Fungi; Glomeromycota; Glomeromycetes; Diversisporales; Acaulosporaceae
Source: the annotation of a GenBank genome assembly